AUGCCUAAAUUUACAAAGCAAAAAGCACAUUUAAAUAGACUUGCUUUAGUCAAAAAAAAUAAUAAUAGCUCAUCUGGUAAUGAAAAUCAAUUAGAAACUAAUUUAGAACAAUUUUCAUGUGAAGAAUCUGAGGAAAGUUGGUUUGAAGAAGGAAUAGAUAGAGAAUUAGAUGAAAAUUCUGUAAAAUAUAUUGAUAUCCUCAAUGAAUCCAUGAAAAAUUACACUUCAUCAUCAAGCUAUAUAGCAGAUGUUAGUAGUGAAAAUGAAAGUUCUGAGGAAUUUAUUGAAAGUAAUGAUAAAGAAAUGACAGAAGUUGCAAUUAGUGACUUAGAGAAGCAGCUUAAAAACAAUGAUUUUAGUAAUGGAUAUAAAUUACAAUUUACAGUUGUGCUUCAAUAUUUAAAAUUAAUUAAAUUAGGUAAGAAAAAGUUAGAAUCAAGCAUAUCUAUUGCAAAUCAAUUAGAUAGAGAUGAUGAAGACAUUAAAUUAAGAAUAACAAAAUUUUUACAUGAAAAAAAAUUUAAAUUUAAUAUUAAUGAUUUUACUAAUCACCUUUCGUCUGUUAUUUUAUCAUGUGUUGGGGUCAAAAAAGAAACAAACAUAAGGUAUGAUCGGCAUCAUCAUAACACCAACUCAAAUAAAAUGUUUAAUCCAAGAACAAGAAUUUCAAUUGACAAGAAUUCCUUCAAACCAUCAUCAUCUCAUCAACUUUAUCAAAGAGCAAUGACUGCAUUUCAAGGAGAACAAUACUUAACAGCAUCAUUUUUACUUACAGAAGCAAUUGAUUUGAAUCCAAAUAAUAUUCAAUUUUAUGAUUGUCGAGCAGCUACAUAUGAAAAAUUAGAAAAAUUAAGUGAUGCAUUAAAUGAUGCAAAGACAAUGAUUAAGUUAUCACCAAAUUCGGCAAUGGGCUAUCUUCGUGCAGGGAAUCUUUAUAAAAUUUUGAAUCAAAAGGAAGCUGUAAAAGAAAAUUAUUUACUAGGCAUAAGUAAAGUUGAUCAAGAUGAUCCUUCUUAUCAGAAAUUAUGUGAAUUUUCCAAUGAAUAUCUAAACUUGGCAGUAAAGCGUACCACCUAUGACAUAACAAUAAUUCUACCACAUGAAAUCAAUCUCGAAAUUUUUGGCUCCUUUACAUUUGCUAAUAUCUGUAGACUGACAGCAGUUUCAAAAAGAUGGCGGGAAUAUAUCAUAUCAAUGAAAAGAUUAUGGCAAGAUUUGGAUUUUCGUGUGAAUAGCAAUGUCAAAAUAACUGACAAACUUGUUAAAUUGUAUGUGCAACAUGUACAACAUGAAAAAAUAACAAUUAGAAGGAUAUUUUUUGGUGAAUCACCAAAAUUAACUGAUUGUUCAUUAAAAGUACUCAGGAAAACAAUGUGCCAUCAACUGACAAGUUUAGAAUUGAUGUCAAAUACAUUAAUAAGUGAUACAGAAAUUUGUGUGUUUAUACAUACUACUGGUCUUAACCUAAAGCAUCUAAAUUUGUCAGAUACAAGUGUUGGCAAUAGAACAGUUCGAAAAAUAUUGACAACAUGUUCAAAAUUAGAAACAUUGGAUCUAUCAAGUUGUAAUGGUGUCACCACCGAGGCAUUUGAUCCUAAUGAUUUACAAUGUAAAGCUACUGGAAUUGCUUCAAUUAAUUUAUCUGGAUGUGAAACGGUAGAAUAUUCAGUAAUCAAUUAUUUGGUUGGAUUAUUCCCAAAGAUCAUCCAACUUGAUCUCAAAUGUAAUUCAGUAAUCACACCAGAAGUAUUUUCAAAAUUAACUAAUUAUCCUGAAUUGAAAAGAGUUGCUUUAUUUGAACACAUAAAUAAUUCUGCAGCAAGUUUUGGAAAAGAAUUUAAUAGUUUUACAACAACUUGUGUAAACUUGCAUGAGUUUACUUUGAUCAAUUGUUCAGAAAUGUCCGAUUAUUGCAUUGAAUGUUUAGUUAAGUCAUGCAAAAACUUGGAAAUAUUGGAUCUUAGUGAUUGCAAGCGAUUGACAAACCAAGCAUUGAAUGUAAUAUCAAUUUAUAGUGAGAAUCUAAAAAUUUUGAGAUUUGGUUGUUCGAUAGGGAUUGAUGAUGAUGGUGUAACAUUCUUGUGUAAAUCAAGAUUAUCCAAGAAAUUAGAAGAAAUUGAUUUUCAUGGAAAUUCAAAUAUAACAGAUAAAUCUUUGAGAAUCAUGGGAAAUUUUUUUGUCAAUUUGAGAUUGAUAAAUCUCAAAUCAUGUUGCAAUAUAACAGGAAGUGGUGUAGGUUUUUUUGUACAAAAAUGCCAAAGAUCUUUAAAAGAACUUGUAUUAAAUGGAUGUAACAAUGUUCCACCAGAUGCUAUUGAUCUUUCAAGAAAAUUAUUAAGUUUAAACGGGGGAAAAGUUUUUUACGAAUUUCGUGAACGAUAA
Entrophospora candida is the source of this 2382-nucleotide messenger RNA. Lineage: Eukaryota; Fungi; Glomeromycota; Glomeromycetes; Entrophosporales; Entrophosporaceae. The record is from the annotation of a GenBank genome assembly.